AUGAUCCCCAAAACCAUGGUUUCCAACGAAGUCUACCUGCUGCCUCUCAACGACGAUGGGUCGCCCCAGGUGCCCGGCGAGUACAUCUACCUCGCUCCCAAAAGCCACGAUCCCAUCACCAUACGCUUCGCCAUCGAAGGCACGUCGAGCAUAUGUCGUCAUGGCAGCUUGUGGGUCAACAUUCCUGAGCGGGGUGCCCAAUUCCACCGUAAUAAAUUCCGCGAGUUCAAACUCGUUCCUGACUUCAAUCGCACGCUUGAGAUCUCCAUUCCCAUCUACGAAGCGGGCGCAUACGCUUUCUACACCACCUAUGCCGAGCUGCCAGAUCUAGCAAUCGACUUAGCCUCGUCAGACAGUGCGUCUGAGGCUGGAACCAAGAAAACACCAUGGUAUUACAUCGAUGUCGCACCUCGCCUCACGCUCGACGGCCAGUCGCUGCCGCUGCCGGCGUUAUCUGUCUUUUCCAUUAUCAGCAAGUUCAUGGGCAAGUACCCGCAGGAUUGGGAGCGCCACCUCCGGGGCAUCAGUGAUAGGGGUUAUAACAUGGUGCACUUCACACCUUUGCAGGUCAGGGGUGCUUCAAACUCUCCGUACAGCUUGUAUGACCAGCUGGGGUGGGACCCUCAGUGCUUCCCAGGAGGCGAGAAGGACGUCGAGAAACUGGUGGAAAGCUUGGAGAAGAACCACUCCCUGCUUAGCUUGACAGAUAUUGUGCUUAACCACACCGCCAACAAUACGGCCUGGCUACAAGAGCAUCCAGAAGCCGGCUACAACUUGACAACAGCUCCAUGGCUGGAAUCAGCUUAUUUGCUCGACACAAAGCUGCUCGAGUUUGGCUUUAAUCUGGAGCGGUUGGGGUUGCCUACAGAGCUCAAAUCGCUCGACGACCUCCUCAAGAUCAUGGAAGCCAUCAAAAAGCAAGUCAUCGCAGAGAUCCGCCUUUGGGAGUACUAUGUCAUUGAUGUAGACCGUGAUGCUGACGCGGCGAUUGAGUCUUGGGUUGUUGGCAAGAGCACUUUUCCUGAGGGUUCUCUUGGUCCAGGCGGGCCUGACACUCUUCAUUCCGCCUCUGUUGAGGAGCAGGCCAAAUGGUUGAUCAAGCACGGCUUGAGGGGGAUGGAUCGCCUUGGGGAGCGAUUCAGGAGAAGAGUUGACCCGAACGUCGCCGCUGCCCUCUUGUCUGCCCUCUUUGGCAGACACGAGGGCGGCGAUGGACAGUCUCCUGACCAAGCCGCAGCUCGUACCAAGAUGGCGCAGCUGCUCGAUAUCGUCAACGUGCCGUUCUAUGAGGAAUACGAUGCAGAAAUUGCCGAGACUCUCCAACAGCUCUUCAACCGCAUAAAGUACGUCCGUCUGGACGAGCAUGGGCCGAAACUAGGACCUAUCAACCGAGAGAAUCCUCUGAUCGAAACAUAUUUCACCCGUCUCCCCCAGAAUGAGAUCACUGCCAAGCACAAGAAGGAAGACUUGGUCCUGGUGAACAACGGAUGGGUCUGGGGCGGCAACGCCCUAGUCGACAACGCCGGUCCACAGUCUCGGGUCUAUCUUCGUCGGGAAGUCAUUGUGUGGGGUGAUUGCACCAAGCUUCGGUACGGCAAUGGCCCGGAAGACAGCCCAUGGCUCUGGGAGCAUAUGACCAAGUAUGCGCGGAUGCUGGCCAAGUACUUCGCCGGUUUCCGCAUUGACAACUGCCACUCAACCCCGAUCCAUGUCGCCGAGCAUAUUCUCGAUGAGGCACGACGUGUCCGCCCCAAUCUGUAUGUCGUUGCCGAGCUAUUUACGGGUUCCGAGGAGAUGGACUAUGUCUUCGUGAAGCGUCUUGGCUUGAGCGCGCUCAUCCGGGAGGCUAUGCAGGCAUGGAGUACAGGCGAGCUAAGCCGGCUGGUUCACCGACACGGUGGCCGUCCCAUUGGAAGCUUUGAGGUGGAUGAAAUUCACAGCUCGGAAGUCCGCCACGCAAUGGAAAAUGGCGGUGAUGGCGCAAAUGGCCAUCAGUACAUUCGGGAAAUCAUUCGCCGUAUCAGACCGGUUCCUGUUCAAGCGCUCUUCAUGGACUGCACCCACGAUAAUGAAGUCCCUGCUCAGAAGCGAGACGCCCGCGAUACUUUGCCCAACGCGGCCCUAGUCAGCAUGUGCGCCAGUGCAACCGGGAGUGUCAUGGGAUACGAUGAGAUUUACCCUAGACUGGUAGACCUUGUGGGAGAAACCCGUCUGUAUACAUCAGAGUCGUCCAAGAAUCCUGUGCGUGUGGGAGAAGGCAAGGGAGGGAUCGGCGGUGUGAAGAAGCUGCUCAACCAGAUCCACACCCUGAUGGGCAUGGAUGGUUAUGAUGAGACGCACAUACAUCAUGAAGAUGAAUACGUCACGGUUCACAGGGUUCACCCCAAGUCUAGAAAAGGCUACUUUCUGAUUGCACACACCGCUUUCCCGGGCUACGGAAAUGGGAAUGGAGCCUUUAGCCCUGUCCGCCUCACCGGUACCAAGGCGAAGCAUCUCGGCAGCUGGAUGCUGGAGGUCGAUUCAAGCAAAGAGGCUGUUGACGAGGCGUUGAGCGACAAGAGACACUUGCGCGGGCUCCCAAGCCGUGUCAUUGGGCUUCCUGGAAUCCGCAUGGAGAUAAAGGGGGAUGACACCAUCAUUACGGUCCGUGACAGGUUCCCUCCAGGCAGCAUUGCAUUGUUUGAGACCUGGAUCCCGACAGCAGAGCACUCGAGCGGCUUGGACUCCUUUGUCACAUCUGGAGCCAAAGCUGCAAUGGAAAACCUCAACCUGAUUGACCUUAACUUCUUGUUGUAUAAGUGCGAGCCGGAGGAGCGAGACGCUAGUGAUGGGAAAGAUGGAGUAUACGACAUACCGGGCCACGGAAAGCUUGUUUACGCCGGUUUGCAAGGUUGGUGGAGCGUUCUCAAAGACAUCAUCAAGGACAACAACCUAGCACAUCCUCUUUGCCAAAACCUUCGGGAAGGCCAAUGGAUGCUCGACUACAUCCUAGGCAGGCUUGAGCGUGCCUCUGCCCAGCCACUUUACAGCCGGCUGGCUAAGCCUGCGGCCUGGCUAAAAGAUCGUUUCGAUGCAAUUCGCAGCAUCCCCAGCUUUCUCUUACCACGGUACUUCGGCCUUGUCAUCCGGACUGCUUAUAUGGCAGCCAUGGAGAGAGGGAUUUCCCUCAUGAACACGGACAUCGGCAAAGGGCAGUGGUUCUUGCAAAGUUUGGCCAUGGUCAGCGUUCAGCAGACUGGCCUUGUCAAGUCCGCCUCCCUCUAUCCUGACCGACUAGUGCCAUCGCUUGCCGCUGGGCUUCCCCACUUCGCAGUUGAGUGGGCCCGCUGCUGGGGACGCGAUGUCUUCAUCUCUCUUCGAGGUUUGUACCUUGGCACCGGCCGCUAUGAGGAGGCAAAGGAACACAUCCGGGCCUUUGCCAGCGUUCUCAAGCAUGGCAUGGUCCCAAACCUCCUCGGGAGCGGUAACACCCCGCGCUACAAUGCCCGCGAUUCGGUCUGGUUCUUCCUGCAAUGCAUUCAGGACUACACCCGGAUCGUACCCGGUGGUUUGUCUCUCCUCGACGAAAAGGUCAAGCGGCGGUUUUUGCCGUAUGAUGAUACAUGGUUCCCAACCGAUGAUCCUCGGGCGUACAGCAAGGAGAGCACGAUUCGCGAAAUCAUCCAGGAGGCUUUGCAGCGUCACGCUGAAGGGAUGAAGUUUCGGGAAGCGAACGCUGGGCCGGGCCUCGACAUGCAGAUGAGCGAUGAGGGCUUCAACCAGGAGAUCAAAGUCGACUGGAGCAACGGUUUCGUAUUCGGUGGAAACCAGAGUAAUUGCGGGACCUGGAUGGACAAAAUGGGUGAGAGUGAGCGCGCUGGCUCGAAGGGUGUUCCCGGAACCCCACGUGAUGGCGCCGCCGUCGAGAUUACGGGCCUUCUCUAUAGCGCCCUCAACUGGCUGGCGACCUUGAACGAGAGCGGGAGGUAUGAGCAAGCAGGCGUUCGAAAGACGGACGGUAGCGAGAUUUCGUUCAAGGACUGGGCAAAACUCAUCAAGGACAACUUUGAGCGAUGCUACUUUGUGCCGACUUCUCCUUCCGAAGACGCCAAUUACGACGUCAAUCCUGCGGUGGUCAACCGUCGGGGAAUCUACAAGGACCUCUACCGCUCCGGCAAGGAGUACGAGGACUACCAAUUGCGGCCAAACUUCCCGAUCGCCAUGACGGUUGCCCCGGACCUGUUCGUUCCGGAGCACGCCAUGCACGCGCUGUGCCUGGCCGACAAGGUGCUCCGCGGGCCGACGGGCAUGGCAACGCUCGACCCGAGCGACCUAAACUACCGCCCGUACUACCACAACAGCGAGGACAGCGACGACUUUGCCACCAGCAAGGGUCGCAACUACCACCAGGGCCCGGAGUGGCUGUGGCCCACGGGCUUCUUCCUCCGCGCGCUCCUCAAGUUUGACCUGAUGCGCCGCGGGCGCGACGACGCCGAGGGCCGUACAGAGGCCUUCCAGCAGGUCACGCGCCGGCUGAUCGCCUGCAAGGAAAUGAUCCAGCUCAGCCCCUGGGCGGGCUUGACAGAGUUGACGCAGAAGAAUGGCGAGUACUGUGCGGAUUCGUCCCCUACUCAAGCCUGGUCGGCAGGCUGCCUGAUCGACUUGUACAUGGAUGCGGCGGAGGAACAGGCCAAGCUGGAGGCUCAGGCUCUUCCCUUGAGAUGA
Molecule: messenger RNA, 4704 nt
Organism: Canariomyces notabilis
Lineage: Eukaryota; Fungi; Ascomycota; Sordariomycetes; Sordariales; Chaetomiaceae
Product: glycoside hydrolase family 133 protein
Exons: 3
Coding region: 1-4704 (1567 amino acids)
Biological process (GO): glycogen catabolic process; glycogen biosynthetic process
Molecular function (GO): 4-alpha-glucanotransferase activity; amylo-alpha-1,6-glucosidase activity
Source: RefSeq, a predicted model, not a curated record